Messenger RNA from Molossus molossus (Pallas's mastiff bat), 417 nucleotides. Its product is annotated as proline-rich protein 3-like. The record is from RefSeq and is a predicted model, not a curated record. Bases 1 to 417 code for a protein of 138 amino acids. Lineage: Eukaryota; Metazoa; Chordata; Mammalia; Chiroptera; Molossidae. The transcript is spliced from 2 exons. Gene Ontology annotation, molecular function: RNA binding.
AUGCCGAAACGAAAGAAGCAGAAUCAGCAGCAGCAGCAGCAGCUGCCGCAGCCCCAAGGGCCAAAGCGGGUAGAAACUGGAGAAGAAGAUGUGGGAUCCCUAUCGGCUCUUCACAGAGGUCCUCUAGGAUCAAGGGCACUGAUGAUUCCACCGCUGCUGAGUCUCCCACCUCCCCAGGACAGAGGCCCAGUUUCAGGAGGCCUUGGCCCCAGGUCUGAUCCAUAUGGUUGUGGUAGGUGGGGGAUCAGUGCUGAGCCUCCUUUUCCCAGAGGCCACAGUAGUCCCUCCAGGAGAUGUUUUCCCAAAGAACAGAGACAUCCUGGAAAGUUCAAAAGCUGGUCGCUCAUCAAGAAUGCCUGCCCCUCCAAGGGUGAACCUCAGGUUAUGGAAGACAAAUCUGACUGCCCUAUCUACUGA